AUGUUUAUUGUAUUUGGAUGUAUAUGGGAUACAUUUGUAGCUCAUUUCCUUCCAGUUUUUAUCUAUCAAAGAAGUACCUCCUCUUCAAAACCAAGAGAUUCUCAAAGUUCUGGAGGAAACUCUUCGAAUCACAUCAAGAAAUGUUUGACCUCUAAAAAGUGGAAUUCAAAAUUCCUUUUAUUCAAUGAAAAGAGUUAUUGUCCUGAAGAUGUCAUGAUGUGGAAUGCCAUUGAACAAUUCAAAAUGAUCAAAUCGAAUAAGAAACGAGUCGAAUUAUUCAGAACAAUUGUAAAGACCUAUGUAAUAUUGGGAGCUCCUCUCGAAUUGAACAUUGCUCGAUCUACAAAUGGUAUUCCAGAAAUUAUAGAAAUCUACAAUUCAAUGAACGGAACCAAUUUGGAAAGCAUCAUCUCAAUUUCAAUUUUCAAUGAAAUUCAACAAGUGUGUGAACACAACAUGCUCGACAGUUUUUAUAGAUUUCACUCUGAAUUUGGAAAGGAAUUGGAAAAAGAAUUGUCAAUUAAAAUGGAUUAG
Molecule: messenger RNA, 534 nt
Organism: Naegleria gruberi
Lineage: Eukaryota; Heterolobosea; Eutetramitea; Acrasida; Naegleriidae
Exons: 1
Coding region: 1-534 (177 amino acids)
Source: RefSeq, a predicted model, not a curated record